UAAAAAAAACUCUCUCAACUUCAUGGCAUAGCUAUGCAAAGUAUUGGCCUCUUCAUCCCUUGGGAAAAGCCCAAUGGAGAGGCCUCCCAUAGCAUGAAGCUGUAGCCAAAGUGGAGGGAGUGCAGAGAACAGCAGCAGCGAUUAUGGGGCGAGAGGGAAUUGGCCUCUGAUGGAAGAUUAAAAGAAUUAAAGCUGUGGAGGUUUGGGUUUCUGCCACCCUGGCUGCACACUCACUAUAAAAUUCCCCCAAGGGAGAGAAAGCAAGCAAACGCCUUAGAGUUAUCUACAAAAUUCACAAAAAGUCACUUCUUCGUAAAUUAUUACGUGCCAGGAAAACAUCAAGAGAAACAGAGUCUCAAGAACACAGGCAAGGGAAUCUGGGAGAAGGAAUAUGGGUCUUCAUAACAAAAAAAUGCUACAGUGCUAUAGGCAGUAAAUCUCAUUAACGGGACUUUGCAUCAAGGCAGAAACCAGUAUAGUGACAAUAAUAAUCCCAUUUAUUUACAUAGCUCCAAAUGUAUCGUUGCCACUUUCCAAUAAAACAAAGGCAGAUUCCUCAUUGGCAGAGGGCGGAUCGAAGGACCCAAUCAGUUUCUUCCAUCCCUAACUUCUGUGAAUCUCAGAUAAAUACACGACUUUGGAGAGACUGGAGUGGGGGACUCUGCGAUCUCCAUUAGACUCUCAGCUCCAAGUUCGAGACAACAAGCGUUUUCUCUCCAGGCCCCAGAGGAAGGAAAUCAAUGCAUCUGCAGAGAAAGAGGAAGCCAUUGAGUUGUUUUGAAUGAAAAUGUUAUUGGGUUGUGGGUUUUUUUAGAGGAUUGAUCUAAAAAGGAAAGUGAGGAGACAAGAAAGGGAGACAUCAUUGGCCUGCUGCUGUCUGACUGGCAGAUUCCAGUUAACACCUUAUCAGCAGAGCAGCAGGCAGCAGCAAAUCCUCAUCUGCUGAAGCUGCACAGGGAAAGAAAGAGGGGAGGGUGUUCUGUAACCAGGGACGACAACAGCAACACUCCACAGUGCUAUCGGGAGGAUAGAGAGAGAGACGCACACACAGAUCCUGCACAAUAACCUUCCUUACCAGGCUGUGCAAGUAAGGGCAGGGGAGGAAAAACAAAUCAACCUGCAGUGUUUAAUUUUUUAUGAAGAGAAAUCAUGACUGAAAUGUAACCACGGCUCUGGUCGCUGCAAAACAGAACCCGAACCCCAAAGCUCUCUCUCCAAGUGGAAUGUAGCAAUUCUGUUUAUUAGCGUUAUUCUUCAGUUGAAGAGCGGGGUAAAAUCCUCCAGGACUGAAAUCCUAUCUCCCGGUAAGGCUGGAGCACCACUAAAACAAAAGCAAUUCUCCCCUCUGCCCCUUACUCCACUGCUGCUGCUUUUUUGUUUUUUAAAGACACAUUGUUCUAGGAAGGAGAGGAGAUUGGAAGAAGAACCCAAGGUGAUUUUGAUUUUUUUUUUUUUAAAGUCAAGGCAAGCCACCUGAUGACCCCUCAGUGAAAGAGGGGGAGUUACAAGGCAAUACAGUGAUUGAUGUACAGAGUGAUCUGGAGGAAGAGCUGCUGGGCAAUAAUGGGGAAAUCCAACAGCAAGUUGAAGCCUGAAGUUGUGGAAGAGCUGACCAGGAAGACCUACUUUACAGAGAAGGAGGUGCAGCAGUGGUACAAGGGCUUCAUCAAGGACUGCCCCAGUGGACAGCUGGACGCAGCUGGCUUUCAGAAGAUCUAUAAGCAGUUCUUUCCCUUUGGCGACCCAACGAAAUUUGCAACUUUCGUUUUUAAUGUCUUUGAUGAAAACAAAGAUGGGAGGAUUGAGUUUUCGGAGUUCAUCCAGGCGCUGUCGGUCACUUCUCGAGGGACCCUGGAUGAGAAAUUGCGGUGGGCAUUUAAACUGUACGACUUGGACAACGACGGGUACAUCACGAGGAACGAGAUGCUGGACAUCGUAGAUGCUAUUUAUCAGAUGGUGGGAAACACGGUAGAGCUUCCAGAAGAGGAAAACACACCUGAGAAGAGAGUGGAUCGGAUUUUCGCUAUGAUGGACAAGAAUGCUGAUGGGAAGCUAACGCUGCAGGAGUUCCAGGAAGGCUCCAAAGCCGACCCAUCCAUCGUACAGGCACUGUCCCUCUAUGACGGACUCGUAUAGUCCCGGGAUCCCAAGCUGAGUUGCCUGGGGGAAGAUUCUUUCUGUGCCAUCAGACCACCUCAGUAAAGAAGCUUGCCUGUCCCUCUCCAGCCUUCCUUCAUGUUACACGAACAAGGGAGGCGCUUGAAGUGUGAGGUCAUCCCCCGCGCCCACUCUGCACUCUGAAUUAACCGUGUCCAUUUGCCAACUUCUGCUUUCUCAACAACAACAACAACAAAAAGGGAAAGAAAAAAAAAGAAGAAAAAAGAAAGGAAAAAAUAGAAAAAGAAAAAGCAGCAAAUUUUUCAGCUUCUAGGGGUGGAAGGAAUCGUGCAUCGCUGUGUGGAGACCCCUUCCGCCUCUCGCUUUUACUUAGUAGAUUUUUUUUGGAACGAACUAAAAACACUGACAAAUAUUUUACAUUGUUUUCAUAGAAAAGCACAGCAUGAAGAAGGAGCCAAAAGGUACUGCUGAGGCCUUGGAGCGGGUGGCUGCUGCACGCCCUCCGAGUGCUUGAUCGCCAUCGGCUUCUGCUUCAUCGGCGGGGGGGACGAGGGGAUGGACGCUAAAAGGCAAUGGGAAAUGAAAGUUCCACAUCCCCUGCGUUUCCAGCAGCAGCCCAGCCCGCGUCGCUAGGGAGAGCUGUAUAGUUUUUGUGAUACAGUAUUGUGCUUUUUGGGGGGUUUUUUGGAUGGAAAAAGUGAGGCUGUUGUGACUAUGCCUCUCUCUGUUAUCGAUAUCGUUAUUUAUUUGUUGUAACCGUUGCUGCUGUGUUUAGUCUUUCGUGUGUUGAAACACCUAGCUGAUAAAAGUUGCAAGGUUUACACACUAUGGCAGGGGGAGGUAGCCUGCGAUAGCAAUUAAGCCAAAAAUAUCCCCCCCCCCCAAUAUACUGUGCUUUGUCGGCUGGUUGAUGUUUUACGGGGGGAUAAUCUAACCCCCUUCUCCUUAUUCCCACACCUCUAGUCCCUGCACCCUGCCCUCCCUCCUUGUCUUUAGAAACUCAGCUACUACCCCUGACAAAUCCCAAGGCUGGGACUGAAUGCUCUCUUCCUCUCAACACGUUGUGUUUCUGAUGCACUUCUGCAUUCGUUUUGCCAUCUUGCCUUUGUGUAAAGCAGAGUGACGAAAUAUACAGUAUCCAGACAUUUUUCUGCAUGAAAAUUAUUAAUGGGGCCAAUAUUGUUUGAGCUUUAAAAUGACCCUUUUUGGAAAAUCCUGGCACUGUCGUGUAUCUGUCUUGCUGGGUGGAUAGGGAGUUAGAAAAAUGGAACUGGAUUAACUUCUUGCUAAGUCUCCUGGAGGCUGGGAGCCUGGAGUCCCUGUGGGCUGAGAACAGAGAUGGCUGAUUGCACAGUGUAACAGUUUUGAAAAGAACCAGCAGGUCAGUGGAGCUUAGGAGAGUUGUCUAAGCAAACUACACUUCAUGGCUGUUUAAGGCAAAACCCAAAGCCUUGAUGCUGUCCAGAGCUAGACGGGGCUGCUUAGUGUACUGGAGAAGGAGGAGGAAGAAUGGCUACAGCCUCUUAGCGUUUUGCCACGUUUGCUCUCCUUUGGUAGUUUUAAAGUGCUCCUGAGUUUUGCUCUUUGGGCCGUGCAUUGAGAGAGAGCUAGAGAAGCCUUGUUCAAUGGGUCACAUCCAUUCCUACGGUUCGCAGUUUGGGUCACAAAGAUGGACUUGGGCUUUGAUAAACAGGAAAACAAUCAACAAAACAAAUCCGGCCUUGCCCCCUCCCCCGUUUCUGCUUGGUCAAGCUCCACCUUUGAGCGAAAUGGAAUAGCAGAAUAGACGCACAGUAGCAAAGAUACCUGAGACUAGGGCAGGCACUAGCCACGGUUCCUUUGUAUGACGGGGCAGGAGCGGAAAGCCUCCUGCAGCUGUCCCUAGGAAGGUUUGUGGGGUGCCUGUACACAGAGCAAUUGGCAAGUGCACCAUAAACAUUGGAGACUGUUGCCUUUCCACCCACGUUUUUGGUCAUGCACCCAGAGGUAGGUGCAUUCGCCUGUUGUGCUAGCUAGCCGCAGUGUUUCUAAGGUGCCUAUCACCUUGAGAUCCAAACACCAAGCAUUGUCCUGCUUCAGACUGUGUGUAACAAGAACAGCUGCAGAGUAAUGGAUUGAGAGGCAGGAGGAAGAAUCUGCUCUUGGGUUCUCCCAGGCAGUACUUCAAACCUCUCAGGGGAAACCUGUGAAAAGGGCACUGACUCCAUCCUUCAGAGCCGAAAUCCCUUUUUCUGCGUAUAAAUCCCAGUCAUUGUGCCAAGCACUGCUUCCCUUCCUUCUUUCCUCUCCCACCAUAUCCCUACAGUGUAACCAGUGCAAGCUGUGCUUUGCCAGAGAGGAUAUACAGCCCAGGUGACCCAGAUUUGGCACUUGAAUGCCUGCAGGGUGCUGAAUGUGAGUGCCUCUUUGCACAGGUGCAGAUAUCCAUAGGAGGGAUGUCUCCUGUCUCCGUAGUUGGGCAGACUUCGAGAUCGUCCACACACCAGAGCUGCAUAGAUUUGAAACAUGAACUCCAGCUCCAAAAACAGCUGAAUUCAGUCCCUGGAACUAAAGAAGAAAUGCCCAUUAGCUGUCACCAGCAUUGAGGCUUCUCUUCUGCGUAGGCUGCACUAGGGGUGAUAUGGGGGACACACAGUCGAGUAAGAUCUGAUUCCGUCCAGCCGUGACACAUUUGCACUAGCUUGUACAUAACACUGGCUUUCUUCCAGUACUUUGCAUCCCAUGUUCAGUCCUCCGUGUGUCACAGAGCACAGAUGUUUUAGGAUGGCAGCUGCCCCUCAAUCGCUGCUUGCUAUUGCAGGUUAUGGCGAUACCCGGGUCACGGAAGCACAAGAGUUUUUGGCCUAUCACAAGCUGUGGAAACCAGGAAGACUUUUCUCCCCAGUUUGUGUCCUCUGUUUAUCACCAUGCAGUUACGGUGGAAGUUCUCCGAAUUCUAUUCCAGAGGAAAGAAGAGUCAGCUGGUAUGGUAACUUUCUGGAGCACAGCCUGCUUUCUUUUCUUUUGGCGUGAAACGAGAGGGGAGUGCUCUAUCCUCACUCUCAUCAGUGUAAGCAACUGCAUCUGCCCUGCAUUUUGCAUUUAAUACCCUAGUACCUUUUCUUUGGGCGGAACGGAAAGUUAUUUCUCACUGUAUGGUUAUCAUGAUGUCCUUCAUCCUGCCCAGUGAGGUCACCCACACUUUCCAGAGCAAUAUUUUCAGCUACUGGGUCACAAAUGUAGUUGGUAUAAAUCACUCCACUGACUUCCAUGGAGCAACUCAAGUCGACAGCAGCUUGAGGACUGAUCCCUAAUGUAUGGGCAGCAUUGGGUGGGAGGCCUCCUGGCCCACAGAACACCAAGCCGGAAGGAAUGGGCUGUGAUCAGCACAUUGAAGCUGUCUGCGGUAGCCUCAGCCAGCCCAAGGUCCAACCAGCAAAUCCAGGAUUUUAAGCAGCAGAGGUGGCAGUGGGGGAGAAUUAACUCCAGGUGAACUGUGUAUGUCAAUUUUGGCACGAAGGCUGGGAUUUUCAAAUCCCAUUGGCACCUAACUCCUAAAUCCCAGUCCUUGUGCAGAGUGGCCAUCUAUCUACGGUGGCUAUUUAUUCCCCACCCCCUGACCCAGCACUAGUAAAGAGCUCUUGUUUUGUCCUACGACUGCGUUCCAUUGGUAACCAUCGCACAGAGCACCCCAACGUCCCGUCUGUACCAUGCUUAAAGGCCAUCCCCUUCCACCCGUUUCUCUCACUGGUAUCGGAAAAGCACAAAGUGUGGGAAGCAGCAUGAUCUGUUUUGUUACCUGUUAAGCUGGGCUGCCAGAGCUUGAUUUGUGUGCACAUCUGGCUUGCGUCCGUCCAGACGGAACUGAAGGCUUUGUAAAGACCUUGGUCAAUAUGCUGCGUAACAGACCCAGCUCCAGAUCUAGCUUGAAGGCUUGGGGAUGACUCAUGCAUUAGCAAGUCGAGAGAGAGAGAUUUUCGGGGGAGGACCACAAAACUGCAUAUUUUUGUUCCCUUCAAAGGCUCCAGUUAUGCAGUGAGGCCGGAGACUGUCCACUGAUGGGUUGCGAAUCCCAUGGAGUGCUUAGCUUGACUUGAAAAUGUGGUAGAAAAGUCAGUUUCCCCUCUUGUUCUAUUCACCAGGUAGGUUGCAUAUUCUGGAUCAGUUCAACUAUAUCUGAUUCCGCCAGAGAGGGCUCGAGCCAGAAAGGCACAUGCUUAGGUCCAUCUUUCUUCAGGAAAUCACUUAAGAGUGUGUUUAAUUUUCAUUCCUAAAUAGAGAUGAGUCCCUGGAUUGGGGCUUGAAUGAUAUCUGUCAUUACUUAAAAUAAUAUCCAGCCUCUUCAAUGACUCCUGAUCCUGAAAGCCCCAUGGGUGGAAUGUCCUGAAACCAACCUGGAUCCCUUAGGAAAUAAUCCUGUAUGAGAAGAUGCACAUUGUACAGAAAUAGCAUCAAGACACUGCAGUUCUGUAUGAUGAGAGAUUUUGUCUUGGGGCUCUGACUAUGGGCUACUGGGGAUUGUUUUGUAAGGAGGGACCCAUUGACUGUGACACUUCUUGAGGCGGCUUGGUCAACCUUAGGAAAACUCACCAAGCAACUGCUGCGUUUUAUGGCAGGACAAAUUCUGACCUCAUAGAGACUCACCCUGAUCCCACUAAAAUCAGUGGACCAGAUCUUCAGCUGGUGUCGAGUCAGUGGCUCCGUUGAUGUUGAUGGAGCUAUUCCAGUUUAUACCAGCUGAGGUCUGACCCAGUGUGACUUUUCCAUUGACUUCAAGAGGAGCAGGACCAUAAUGUGAAUGUGUUAGAGCCCUUGCGAUAAGGGGUUUUGAAGGUGUCGGAGGACCCUGAGCUUUUCCUGGGUGCUGCUGGUUCUUUUGGAAAGCUUUGCUUGAAAUAAAGGAAGCGAGACAAGGAAUUGAACUCAUUUACCAUGUUCUCUUUAAGGGCACACAAGUUGUUUUCACACUCAAGAGCAAGGCCUUUCUCCCUUUGCAGCUGGGAGUUGGCUGGCUCCUGCUUUUCCCUACCAUCUGAUAUGUUACAGGGAUGGAUGGGUGCAGAAUGGACCAAACCACCCCGGCGGUUCCAAGGGAAACUCAAUUCCCCUGCUGUUUUGUGGCCAGAAUGCCCUCGUUUUUGUUAGCUCUCUGCAGUGCCGCCUGGCUGACCAUUUCUUCCCCCCAGGCUGGUCACUCUAAUACCAACUGGCGUUUAAAGUGAAUGUGACACUUCUGUAACUUCUCCUGCUGAUAAAUAACUAACUGCACAAAGUUUAUAACAGUAUCCAGGCGAGUGUGAAUAUAUUUGUUCUGGCACUUUCCUCGGAAAGGCUUUUAAGUUUGGCAGAGGGUUUUCACCGUCCAGUUCACCGUUUGAAGGAGCCACCGUACUUCAAGGGACACUCUGUAAUCAGUCCGGCUCACACAGAACUGGUUUUUAACAAAGAGAUUGUCUUUGCCAGAUUUGCAGUGGCAGCAGCCGUCUCUAGCUCAGCCCCUGGUCUGGGAGCUGCAGAGAGCCUCGGUAACUAACACUGUCGAGUAAGCAAGGAAUUUCAGGUUUCAGCGAAACGCUUUAUUUAACCAUCAGCAACAUGGGGGAUGCUACCGGAUUCAGUGUCUUACUCAGAGAAGCUCCAGGCUCUUUCCAUUGCCAUGUCUCUCUCUCCAGCUUCCUUCCUGUGAGCUAGUAGAAAGCCCAAAAGACGGUAGUGGGUCCCACUGACACACACAGCUAAGGGAGUAAGCGGAACGGAGCCUUGGGCCUAGGAAAGACAGCUGUGUUUGUCAGGGCGAGUGAGUCCAGAUGGGGCAGGAAAGAAGUGUUGGGUUUGAGCUCACAAGGGCUUCAACUGGUAGGGAGCGCAGAAGAGAAACGUACCGCACAGCAACGCCCAGGCUCUGGCUGUUCCAGUCCACCCCCGCUCCCCUAGAGCUGCACCUGAGGUCUUCGCCACAGUCCUGCCUGACCGCCAGUGAAAGAUGACUUCUGCUUGGCAAUUUUUGCUGACCCUCUGGGUGGUCGCCAACUGCCGCCUUCAGGACUGUGCAGUUCCCUAGCCCAGGGUCAUUGUCAGACCCCUCUGGUCUUUUAAUAUUUGCAAAUUAAAAACAGAGGAGUUUUUGAGUGAAUAAAAAGCUUUGGUUGAUUAAUAAAGAGCCUGUUUAAUCUUCUCUUUUGUAACAGUGUACGAUUUCCCUUGUGGACAGGCAAGUCUGCUCCUGGAGCCAGACAUUCCCUGCAGGGCUGUUUGAGAACUCAGCAGCAGUGUAUUUUCUCCCUGAGGGGCAGCGUGUUCCAGUGGGGAGGAUACGAGGCUGGAACUGGUGAGACCUGGGUGCUAAUCGUGCCACAACUCUUGACUCACUGAGUGGCUUUGGGCAAGUCACGUAGACCAAACUUUUCAAACGUGGCCAAUGAUUUUGGGAGCCUGACUUUGAAAUGCCUUCAGCCUUGUUUUCAGAAGUGCUGAGCAUCCACCCCUCCAGCAGAAAGCCACGGGAACUGCAGCUUCUCAUCAUCUCUGAAAAUAAGGCAGAAGGCAUCUCACCUGAGAAAACGUUGGCCUUAACCUCUCUGUGCCUCAGUUUCCCAUCUGUAAAAUGGGGUUGAUACCUACCCAGUCUUGUAAAGUGCUUUGAGAUCUACAUAUAAAAUGCUGUCGGAGCGCUAACUAAGUAUUAUGUGACUUAUUUAUUAUUAGUGAAUCGAUUUUGCAUGGUCUCCAGAAAAUGAAACACGAACCAUGAGUAACGGGGAAGACACUUCCUCCUGGUUUUGGAAUAUUCAGUUUAUUUCCCCAAGUCAUGACCUUUUAAAAAAAAUAUCUGGGUCAUUAUUAAAAAACAACAACGGCAACUGAUGUAUUUGUUUUUGUGAUGUUUUCUGCUCAACAUUUCCCGAAAUGUUCCUGGACUAAAGAGAGAAGAGUGGCGCAGCUGUGACGUUUGAAAAAACAACCAGUACUAGAGUCUAAGGUGCAUGGCCAGCCUCUGAUAACUUGCUUUCUGGCACUAGAUGUUAUCUGUCACUGUCAGUGUUGCAUAGAUUAAAAUGCAGGAUCUGUACUUCUCUUUUGUUUUAUUUUUCCAUUUGUGUGAUAACUCUUGCCGUUUUAUGUCACCUUUCCCUGUAGCUCUGAGUCUUGUCUGGGCUUGGCUGUUUCCUCCAGAAGGAAAAAAAAUUGCAAUUCUGGGGGUCAAAGUCUGACCAAUAAUAAUAAGUUUCCAUCAUACAAGGCAGCAGGAGAGGGAGACGUGAAGGUUUUUUCCUCUUGACUAGUCAUUUAAUUACAGUGAUCUGUAGCACAGGCAAAAGCAGCUAUAUACAGCUAUUCCCUUGUGAGGGGUUAUAGCCAAACUUGUGAUUUCGUUUUUGAUGGCCUAUGCGAAGUGUUUUAGUGCUGGCACACUAGUCCACAAAUCUCCCAUGGGCCAUAUUCUGAACAGGCCUCAGUAUUUUCAUUGAGCUUCAUUAGAAGGUGCAGCCUCCCAGGGUCUGGCCCUGCCUUUUCUGCAGAUAGAACUGACGUCCAGGUGUGCUGGUCUUGAGGGCAUGGCAUCCUGCAGCUUGUUAAUCAGUUGAAGAAGCAGAGGACAAAGAAAUGGCCCCAAUACUCUGCUGAUUUAAAUGGGUGAAGCUGCAUAGGCAUCAGUGGAAUUGCACCCGUUUACACCAGAGGAGAAUUUGGUCCUGGGCAGAAAACGAGUAGAGCUCCCAUUCCAUGGAACAGGCGUAUUCAGCGUCAGAUGAAAUGUUUCAACGUGAGAGCAGGGCAAGGAGAGUUGGCUGGUUGCCCAUUGCAGUCAGCAUGUUGAGUUCACCCUGGAAUGUCUGUGAGCAAAUCUGCACUGACACAAAUUGUGUUUUGCCCUGCAUGUCACCUGAGUGGAGAUUAAGGAGAUAGCUUCAAUCCUAGACCCCGGGAAAACUGCCUUUCCAAUGAUGUGUGAUGCAGCCUUCAACGCCCAGUAAUCCUUGAGACAUUCAAAGCUGCCAUCUACACAUUGAUUCAGAAUUCUAUAGGUGCCACCAUAGAGACACCUGGGUCGUUGUGAUAGCCUCUGGGACUGGGUGGACCAGCUAGCCAGCCACUGGAUAAGGAGUAAAGCUGUGUGUGGAUUGCAAAGCACAGUCUGCGGGACCAACAGAACAGACAGCGGUAGCCUGGGGUGAGGCCUGAGCUGUGAGAGGAUAAUUGUCUCUUAAAGAGAUCCACAGAUGGCAAACAGGGGAGAACCACUUGGUUUCGUUAGGAAAGGUCAAACCUGGGGGAGGCGCAAUUAGCAGGUAAAAGCAGAAUGACCUGGAGGAUGAAGAAGGAUUGAUUCACCUCUGCUUCCUUGUCAGCCCCUGCUCUGAUCUGCAGGAGUUGUCCAUUCUCUCCCUCCCUGCUGCUAAGGAAAUCAGAAGUCCCAAGUCCUUUUGAUUCCAUUUUUUUAAAAGUCGGUUUUAGCAAUGGAGCAGGGAAUUCGUUUUCGCAUGUAGGUCAGUUUUAAGAAGCCGGUUAUAACCUGCGUCCGCCUGAGCUGGCUACACAAAUGACCCUAGAGCCGUGACUGCUUCACUAUUUGCCUGCUGAGAUUUCCUACCCUAGUGAGGACCUUACAAGGCAAGGGGGCAGGGAGAGAGGGGGCCUGCAGAGGUAAUUUGCACAGAGAGACAUUGAUCAAACUAAGCCAAAGCCAUAAGGAAAUCCCCUUUCUGAAUGUAGUGAAGGUGAAAUUCACCCCAGUGCCCAGGGCUCCCGCAAGACACUUAAAGGUCUUUAGGUUUGAUUUCAAUGGAGUUAGGAGCUUAAAUACCAUUGAGGGUCUGGGCCUUGGGGUCUUUAUGUGGGGUUAAAGUGAUGAAUAAAGUCUUGCCUGGGCCUUCCACAGUAGGAUGAAUUUCAUCCUUAAGAGACUGUCAUUGUGUGAGUGUUAGGGCAUUUUUGAGGACCUGAUUCUGACUCACUGAAGCUUUGUCAUUGAUUUCAGAGACUACCAGAUCCAGCCCCACCUGGACAUAGCAAAGCUUCCAUUUCCUUCUCUCUCUCUCUUUCUGUUCCUAAGAGCGUCUGUCUGCCCCUUGCUCUGUGUCCUCACCUGCAGUCAGCUGAGCUCUUGGCUAAGAAACAACAGCUUCUGCAAAGAGCCCCAUUAGUAAAGCCCAGGCCCUGUGUGUGUGUCUGCACUGGUGUCACUCCCUUCCGUUUGGCUUGCAUGCCCCUAAUUGCCUUGUCUUUUAAUCUUGAGCUCAAUUCAAAAACAGAACAAAAACCCCAGAACGUUGUGACAUUUGAAAUAAACGC
Molecule: messenger RNA, 11391 nt
Organism: Gopherus evgoodei (Goodes thornscrub tortoise)
Lineage: Eukaryota; Metazoa; Chordata; Testudines; Testudinidae
Gene: NCS1
Product: neuronal calcium sensor 1
Exons: 9
Coding region: 1525-2136 (203 amino acids)
Molecular function (GO): calcium sensitive guanylate cyclase activator activity; calcium ion binding
Source: RefSeq, a predicted model, not a curated record